Colossoma macropomum (tambaqui) is the source of this 6452-nucleotide messenger RNA. Its product is annotated as calcium/calmodulin-dependent protein kinase kinase 2. The record is from RefSeq and is a predicted model, not a curated record. Gene Ontology annotation, biological process: protein phosphorylation; activation of protein kinase activity; CAMKK-AMPK signaling cascade. Gene Ontology annotation, molecular function: ATP binding; protein kinase activity. NCBI's taxonomy places the organism in Eukaryota, Metazoa, Chordata, Actinopteri, Characiformes, Serrasalmidae.
CUCUCAGUCCGCCCGCGCACAGCUCGGCAGAGGAUGCAGCGGCCGCGCAUCACAGCGGAGCUGCCCGCCUUCACACUGCUUCCACAUCACUCCAAAUACCAUUAAACAAGGUGGCGGUAGGGCUGCGAAGCUGCCUCAGAUACUGUAAGAGAACAUUUCGGCCAGCCAAGCAGGGCCCUCUGCACUCCUAAUGGAGGGGCAGUUGGGAGGUUUUUGGGAAGGACGCCAUGUUUCCCUGUGUCUCCUCCUGGCCUUCUGCUGAAGCGCCCGCCCCUCUGGGCCAUGCCCCGCCCGCUCCUCCAGUCCAGCCGCCCAAUCAGCCCCUUCCUGACCUGCUGCGUGGUUGCGCUGUGCUGCCGCCCUCAGCCCCGCCCUUGAGCCCCUUUGCCAGUGACAUGGAGUCCGUCAUUGUGGUGACCGAAUACGAGCCCAGCGGCACCCCGGGGCAGGGGGGCGGAGACGAUGAGGAGGUGGAGGACAUGGACAGCUCGGAAACACCCGAGCCAUCGUCCGGUCCAUCACCGCCCUUCCGCACGCCCUCCUGCGACCUCUUGUCUCACACGGUGGGGCGGCCUGAGGCUCUGUUCCCAGAGGCGCAGGAGCACCGGGGCAGACUCAACCUUUCAGACAGGAAACUGUCGCUUCAGGAGCGCUCGCAGACCCUCUCCUCACCCUGCGGAUCACCCAGCCUCAACGGCCGCUACAUCUACCCGUCUCUGCCCUACUCGCCCAUCACCUCGCCCCACUCGUCUCCGCGCCUGCCCCGCAGACCCACCGUGGAGUCCCACAGAGUCUCCAUCACGGACCUGCAGGAUUGUGUGCAGCUCAACCAGUACAAGCUGAAAGAUGAGAUUGGAAAGGGCUCCUACGGAGUUGUCAAACUGGCCUAUAAUGAGGAUGACAACACCUACUAUGCCAUGAAAGUUCUGUCCAAGAAACGACUGAUGAGACAGGCUGGCUUCCCGCGAAGACCUCCUCCCAGAGGGGCCAAAUCAGCCCCAGAGGGCCAGCCUCAGCCCAAAGGCCCUCUGGAGCGGGUGUACCAGGAAAUCGCCAUCCUCAAGAAGCUGGACCAUCCUAAUGUGGUCAAGCUGGUCGAGGUGUUGGAUGACCCCAGUGAAGACCAUCUAUACAUGGUAUUUGAGCUGGUCAAGCAAGGUGCAGUGAUGGAGGUUCCGACUGAUAAACCACUGAAUGAGGACCAGGCCCGUUUCUACUUUCAGGACCUGCUGAGAGGAAUUGAGUACUUACAUUAUCAGAAAAUCAUCCAUCGGGACAUCAAGCCGUCUAAUCUGCUGGUAGGGGAGGAUGGACAUAUUAAGAUUGCUGACUUUGGGGUCAGCAACCAGUUUGAGGGAGCGGACGCACUGCUGACCAGCACAGUAGGAACGCCUGCUUUCCUUGCUCCAGAGACACUCUCUGAGACCCGCAAGAACUUCUCUGGCAAGGCUUUGGAUGUUUGGGCAAUGGGAGUCACAUUAUACUGCUUUGUCUUUGGCGUGUGUCCGUUCAUGGAUGAGCGCAUACUGAGUCUGCAUCAGAAGAUUAAGACUCAGCCAGUGGAACUGCCAGAGCAUGCAGAUGUGUCUGAUGAUUUGAAGGACCUACUUUUUAAGAUGCUGGAUAAAAAUCCUGAAACCAGAAUAACUGUGCCACAAAUUAAGGUACACCCCUGGGUGACACGGCAUGGUGCUGAGCCCCUUCCUCCUGAGGAUGACAACUGCUGCAGUCUAAUCGAGGUGACGGAGGAGGAGGUGGAGAACUCUGUUAAGCACAUCCCCAGUCUGGCCACAGUGAUCCUUGUGAGGACCAUGUUACGGAAGCGAUCCUUUGGAAACCCCUUUGACUGGGGCCGCAGGGAGGAUAGGAGCCCAACCACACAGGGACACACGCUCACGAAACAGGAGAGCGGGGAAGGCAUGAGGAGCAUGGACCUGCCCUUUGUGGGCGAGGAUGAAGUGCUUUCCUGACGCUUCAGGCCUCGCUAGCAGCACUGGAAGGGCCUAGCAUCAAACACUCUCCACCUGGGAAGUGGACUGGUGGGGGAUUGGAAGGGUUCAAGAUUCCCAGGAUGUGGACGUGUAGCUGGGACAUGGACUCCAGGAAGGGCUCCCGGCUCUCAGUCGUUGAUGUGGGGCUGCUCGCCCACGCCAUGCAUGCAUCAUUUGUACAGUCCUACAGUAGCAUGCACUGUAUGUCCGUCAGUCAGGUCUCUGCUCUCAGGACCUACUCUUCCUUACGUUUGUGUGCGUGCGUGUGUGUGCGUGGAUGUGUGUGUGGGUUUUUUUCCUCCUGUCUAGCUUGGAGGUUGUGCUUGCACUUUCACUGUAGCGGGGGCGGCACUGCAGUAGAAAUAAGGAUAAGUGAAUGCUAACUACUGAAGCAGCCCCCUCAACAUGCGGUUUAGAAUGACAGGCUGUUUGAAAGUCAUUGUUCUGACUACUGUUAGGUGUUGAUAUGAAAAGGGAGAAAAGGGAAAAAGAAAACUACGAAAUUACUUAUCGUUCAUAGACGCUUUAUUCAAGUGAAGGCUUGGCCUGGGCGAUAGGGUGAAGUAACAGGGAAUCAGUGAUGAUUGACAAGUAAACUGACAACCAUGCUUUGACAUUUUGGGAAAGAGAACUGACAGAGAACUACAGAAGAAUAGUUUUAAAUGAUUUUGACCUGUAAUGUUUUGCUCCCUUUUACUAUUAAAACAAUGGAUUAUUAUGGGGCAUUAAUAAGUAGACUAUGCUGCAGUAAAUUUUCCUCUAUCUGCUGGGGGUUUCCCAGAGUGCGACUUACCCUACAAAGAAAUUUUACCAUACAGCUUAGCAUCUUGAUGAUUCAGAUGAAUUAAAUCUAAAAGUACAAUAUUUUAUGGUUUCCCACAGGUAUCUAUGAUGAAUCCCAGAGCAUCUCCAGAAAAAAAAAGUAUCAGAGUAUCAGAAUACUUUUCACAAUACACGAUACGCAUCACAAACUUUUGACACUGGCAAAAUGUGUCGCAUUUAAAAACUACAAUCAAAAACUAAAAAUACAGUGAUUAGUAUUCAACAUUUCACAUACUGUGCUGUACUAAAUCUAAUUAAACAUUUCUAAUUAUGUUCUCUUUGUAAUGAAACAUGCAGCUUGUCAAUGUUCUUUAAAUACUGAUGACAGUGACAGUGUGCUCAGAAAUUCAUAUUGUGUAUCAUGCUAAAAAAUGAUCACAGUUACAAUUAAAUAUCGUCAUAUUGCCCACCUCUGAUGUAAAGCAUGUGGACACUCAAUUAGUCACUUUUAUCUUCAUCAUUUCAAGGGCGAUUCCCGGCAGAAUUAAACUGUUAAGAUGUGAACAAAGUUAUUCAGAGUGGUCGAAUGUGAAGUGCAUUGUAGAGAAACCUACCGUCUUCUUCGGCACAUUUCUUUACGGUGGUGAUGAUAAGAACUAGGGGCCGCAUUAUUACAAGUUUCUUUGGGUUCUGUUUUUCCGUACAACAGCCUGCUUGUACCUUUGGGAACAGAUUUGAAAAAAUACAUUUCAGGCCAAAAGCUUUUCUCAGAACUUUGUUAAAUAUCAUCUCAGACGUCAGGCUGCAUAUUCCUAACUAUUUCAGGUAAUAGCUUUUUGUGAGGUGGCUUUUAAAAGCAUUAAACCCUUCAGAUGUCUGGCUCCUGUCAACACCGUUGUAAACAAUUCUGACUCGUUCAAUAAUCAGAAAAAUGGAAAAUGAGAGAUUUUUAUACGAUUAGGUGACAUUAAAAAAAGAACAUAAGCUAAAGUGCAGCGUGUAGGUGUGUUUCCCAUGUGGGGAGGGGGUUGAUAUUAUCGAUAAUCCUGAUUUUUCAAUCAAUAAAAUAUUAUUUUUAGAUAUCGCCCAGGCCUAGUCACGGCAUGAAUAUGUAAAAAGAAUAAGAUUCUCAUCAGCAGACAUGCUCAGUUCUACAAAAAAUUAUAUCCCAUUUGUUUUUAAGUCCUCCCUGCAUAAUUGUUUGAAUUAUGGAGCAAUAGAGGACAGCAUCAGUUGUGAUAACGCAAAAAAUAUUGUUUAAAAAAAAUCGCCAACCAACCAAUGAACAUAUUUCAUUGUGAGGACGUUUUUAUGACUCUUUAACUCUAUUCAGGGUGAUAUCUAAGGGAUAAUGCAGAUACUGUAUGUGUGCAUGUGUGCGUGUUAAGGUCACAGAGCUUUGGGUGUGUAUUAUAACGUAUACGCACUAGCUAAUGGGCUAGGUUAUACAAUUCUUAAACUAUUUACUGUUUUUUUACACAGAGGGAAUUCAAGUAGUGGCAUGAUCUCAUGUUUCAGAUAGUAGGUUACUCAUUUAGGGAUUACCCAGCCUGUUAGGGUAUACCAAAAUAAUUGGCUUUGUGAUAGCUUUUUCAGACUUUUAUCAAUGUGAACCUUUUUAUCGUGAAGGUCACGGUCCUUUACUGUAAUUUUACAAACACUUGUAUGUAGAAUGACCAAAAUAAUACAUACUGGUGCAUCUUAAAGUUGUCAUGGUGAAAGUGUAUUAGUUAUUGACAUUUCAAUAUCAGGCAUAUAGAUUGCAUUUCUUUUUUAGAAAAGACAAUAACUUUUACAAUCUAUGCAUGACUUGUCACUUGUUGAACUCUUUUGGACACAAAUGUAUGCCUUACAUUUCAUCAGCAUACAGUUAGAGUUUUGAUACUGUAGAGCUGAGAUAGGCUAAGUUAUUCUAGUCCUACAGUAGUGUAGAAAUGGAAGAGCAUUGUAGUAACAUGCUUUUUUUGAUCUUAGUCUAAUUUGCCCAAAGCUCUUGAGUUUUUUUUCUUCAAUGUGCACUUCAGUCAGUGAGCUCUUGUGUUUUGGCCCCUUUUCCCACGAUUUAGAUGUAGUUCAACGUGUUUGUGAGUGGUGCUUUCUGCCACAAGACUUCCUUUGUGACUCACACAAAAUGAUAUUGAGAACACAGUUCAUGCUUCCACACGUUAAGGAGCGAUUCAGCACGAGCGUGUUUUGAAUGUACAGCCAAAGGGUUGGAGUUUACAAGCAGGUGAAGCCACUUGUGCUCCUUUGGCUUUCUGCGCUUUGCUUCUUGCAUGUCGGCUCUGCUGUACUUUGAGGGUCAUUCUCCGAGCUGGAUGUGUCUGUGUUUUUUUGAACUUUUACUAUGCAUACGGAAAUCUCGAUCUGUGGUGCAGUUCCAGACCUUGUCAGUCAGUCAGUCAGUCUCUUGUGUUUGUUGUGUUGGAUGUUGGUUAUUUUAGGGGAAAACCCAUGAAGUCCCAUUGGAACAUGUAUUCUCAAUUGAUAUAUGCAUGAACGCCAGUGUUCAGAACAUGUACAUAUAAUAGCAGGAUCUAUAAGGGGGUAUUUUAAAGGAAGAGGAAAAAAUUAAAGGAGGAAUUGCAUCAAUUUUUAAAAAAUUCAGCAGAAUUAAAUCACUGAGAUAUAAAGUCAUUCAGAGUGAUUUGGAGUGAAAUGGUUCAUUGUAGAGAAACUGUAUGAAUGUCAACAUGUUGAGUUUUAUAUGUAACGUUGAUAAAAAAUAAUGGUUUAAAAAAAAUAAUGGGUAUUAAUUUGCCUUACAACACCCUGCAUUUCCUGCUUCUCUUUAAAGGCAUUUGAAAUUAUGUUUUAGGCCAAAAUCGUAUCUCAAAACAUUCAUAAAACAAUGUCUCAGGCAUCAGGCAACAUAUCCAGAACUAUUUCCUUUGUGGAAGCUUUUGGAGGUGCCAAACUCUUCAGAUGUCUGGUUCCUGUCACCCCCCUUGUGAAUAAUUUUGUCCCUGCAGUUUCUCUAAAAAUGGAGCAUUUCACAUCAAAACACUUUGACUGACUGUGUUUACAUCUUAUUGAUUUAAUUAUGCAGAAAUGUGUUAAAAUCAGUGGAAUUCUCCUUUAAAUGUCUGUUAUAUGACAACAGCUUCAGUAACCCUUCGGAGGAAAAAACAGGCUACUACCCUUUAAAUAGAACUGAAUAUUGAGGACCUAACAGAAGAACACAAAUGUCAGCAAAAUUUAGAUCGAUCUGAAUUCGAUUUUUAAAUUUAAAAAUGACAUUUAAUUAGAACAUCUCUUAUACUUUUCACUAAAAAGGCACCAACUGAAGAGCUUUCGUUCUAAUUUCUUCCCUGCAUGCACAAGCUCACACCUUCUGAACUGACCUCAGAGUAGACUGAGAUCGCCUGCAAGGUUUGAAUUUAAAUAUAUAUGUUAAAAAAAAUAAAAAACAAGAAUGCUGUAUGAUAUUUGUAUUUGUAUAGUAUAAAUAUUAAGCUUUUUUCUUCAUGGUACGUGCCCAGUUUUACCUGAAGGGCUAGGAUAUCGGCGUCCAUAUCACUUAAGCGAGUAGGUUUUAGCCACUGUAGUGACGGUUUACAUGAACAUAACUGCAUGCCAUCAAUAUCAUGACACUCGAUUUCCAAGCAUGUUGAUACGGGAUACACAGUUACAUCACCGUUGAUCAUUCUAUACAUAUUGUAUCUUGUUCAUUAUUUGAAUAAAUUAACGUUGCCUUUA